Rosa chinensis is the source of this 2475-nucleotide messenger RNA. RefSeq names its product putative wall-associated receptor kinase-like 16. Gene Ontology annotation, cellular component: plasma membrane. The coding region runs from base 100 to 2361 and encodes 753 amino acids. The transcript has 3 exons. The record is from RefSeq and is a predicted model, not a curated record. Gene Ontology annotation, biological process: protein phosphorylation; cell surface receptor signaling pathway. NCBI's taxonomy places the organism in Eukaryota, Viridiplantae, Streptophyta, Magnoliopsida, Rosales, Rosaceae. Gene Ontology annotation, molecular function: protein serine/threonine kinase activity; polysaccharide binding; ATP binding.
CCUAUCUCCUAGCCGCCAUUAAAAGGACCAUAACUCUCUCACAAGUUUAAUUUCCACUCCCAAAUUCCUCGUUCCAACAAUAAAUGAAACUAGCUAGCCAUGUCUAUGAGGAUAAAGAAAAUGUUUUUGCUGCAAUUGGUGCUGGCUGCAAUAGAGGUGCUACUAGUAUCAUCCCAAACAGUGGAUAUUACAAGAGAGGGUUGCCAAGACAAAUGUGGCAAUGUUAGCAUUCCCUACCCGUUCGGAACAAGAGGGGGUUGUUACCAUGAUGAGGAUUUCCUCAUUACUUGUAAUAGCACAAGUUAUAACCCUCCAAAGCCAUUUCUGAGAAAGGGUAACAUUGAGGUCACAAACAUAUCCAUUGAUGGUAAGUUGAAUAUCAUGCAAUACAUAGCUCGAGAUUGCUACGAUUCAUCUGGUUUCCGUAUCAAGAAAAAUUCUGCAUCGACCCGCCUUUCAAAAUUCAUCAUCUCCAACACCGAUAAUAAGUUCAUUGCAGUUGGAUGUGACACUUACGCAGGAAUCCAAGGCUUCCAGGGCAAAAUCAUGAAGUACACAGGUGGCUGCAUAUCGACAUGUGACAGCAUUGAUUAUGUUGCCAAUGAUUCAUGUUCCGUUAUAGGGUGUUGCCAGACAUCAAUUGCUAAAGGUGUGAGCCAUUUUGAUGUGUUUUUGCACAGUUACCAGAAUCAUACCGAUGUUUGGUCUUUCAAUCCAUGCAGCUUCGCCUUUAUUGUGGAAGAAAGCAAGUUCAACUUCUCCAGAGCUAUGCUCAUGGAUUUAAAGGAUGUAACAGUACUUCCUGCUGUGCUUGAUUGGUCAAUUGGAAAUGAGAAUUGCAAGCAAGUUGAAGGCAAAAUGAUAGCUGGCAGCGCGUGCCAGGGGAACAGCACAUGUGUUGAUGUCGAAAAUGGGUCUGGAUACCGAUGCAAGUGCAAGGAUGGUUAUCAAGGGAACCCGUACCUCUCUAAUGGUUGUCAAGAUAUUGAUGAAUGUGAGGAUCCAAAACUCAGUAACUGUGCACAAAAAUGUGUAAAUACAGAGGGAAAUCAUUACUGUUCUUGCCGCAAAGGGUACCAUGGCAAUGGUAUAGCAGGGGAAGAAGGUUGCAUAGCUAACAGAACAUUAGUUGUUCAAAUCACUGUUGGAAUUGCUGUCGGCCUUAUAUCGUUGCUAACGUGUUGCUCUUGGCUAUAUCUCGGCUACAGAAGAUGGAAACUCAUGAAGCUGAAGGAGAGAUUCUUCAGACAAAAUGGAGGAUUAAUGUUACAACAACAACUUUCAGAACGACAAGGUGGUGCCACUAACCAAACUGCAAAAAUCUUUACUGCAGAAGAACUUGAGAAGGCCACCAACAACUACCAUGAGACUAGAAUCGUUGGCAAAGGAGGCUACGGUACAGUGUACAAAGGAAUUUUAUCAGAUGGAAGAGUAGUUGCAAUCAAGAAAUCCAAAUUAGUUGAUCAAAGCCAAAUAGAGCAAUUCAUUAAUGAAGUACUGGUGCUUUCCCAAAUCAAUCACAGGAAUGUGGUGAAGCUUUUGGGUUGUUGUUUCGAGACAGAAGUCCCACGACUAGUUUAUGAGUUUGUCACCAAUGGAACGCUAUUCGACUACAUCCACAACAAAAGCAAGGCAUCCAACUUUGCUUGGGAAACUCGUUUAAGGAUAGCUGCAGAAGCUGCUGGAGUGCUAUCAUACUUGCACUCAGCUGCUUCUGUCCCUAUUAUCCAUAGAGAUGUCAAGUCCACAAAUAUACUUUUAGAUGAAACCCUCACAGCAAAAGUGUCUGAUUUUGGUGCCUCCAGAUUGGUACCGUUGGAUCAAACUGAGUUAUCGACAAUGGUACAAGGCACGCUCGGGUACUUAGACCCUGAAUACUUUCAAACAAGCCAGUUGACUGACAAGAGUGAUGUCUAUAGCUUUGGGGUUGUCCUUGUGGAGCUACUAACAGGAAAGAAGGCGCUUUCGUUCGACAGGCAAGAGGAGGAUAGAAAUCUAGCAAUGUAUUUUCUUUCCGCACUGAAAGAAAACCGCUUGGUACAAGUGGUUGAUGAGUGUGUUCUGAAUGGGGCAAAUGACAAGCAGCUCAAGGAAGUUUCUAACCUUGCGAAGAGGUGUUUGAAAGUGAAAGGAGAAGAAAGACCAACCAUGAUGGAAGUAGCAAGCGAGCUUGAGGGACUAAGAAGGAUGGCAAUGCAUCAUCCCUGGGUUAAUAAUGAUGAAUCCAAUGCACAGGAGAAUGAAAGCUUGCUUGGUGAAAUAUCACUGGAAACGUUUAGUCAUGGAGGUGGUGGCGAUACGAGUUCUGGGUAUGAUACAAUGAGGAACCACAUCAUAUUACCAGUAAAUGAUGGGAGAUAAUUGUGUUAUUGUUUUGCUAGGCCUGCUGAGUCUAUUCUAUUGAAAUGCUUGAACAGUAUUAGGCAAAAAGCAAUGCAAGGAUGAAGUGUUCAAUAAAAAAUAAUUUACUUUUUC